AUGGAGAUCGCUCAAGAAACAAACACACUGUUCUCGACUCCUGAUAGAACUCAGACCGCAUCCCCGGCGCCAUCUAUCCCAGCCCAGCGAAAGCCAUCGAACGAAGAAACAUUUGAUGGUCCAUUAGCUGCGCCUGAGAUGGAAGCUCUACUACUACCCUUAUACGACAAAACUUUGUCAAGCUACGCGGCAAAUGGGUUGGAGGACAUUUCAGAGCUUUGUGAUGAGACCGAAGAUGAACAAAACAAAGCCUUGGUCACGAUCGACUCGAAGCAACCUGGAAAGAUUAAAGAAUCGGUCAAUGAGAUCCAAAAGGGCGAUGACCUCGACGAGCCAAGAAUAUCUCCGCUUCCACUCGAAAAUCUUCCGGAUUGGAGGCCUUCCUCCCUUGGUUGGGCGCCACACAUCGCGAUUUUGAUCUUUCUCAGCCUCGUCGUCUACAUCGGCCUCUAUUUGCGCUCAAAGUACAGGGGAGUCAUCGCGUCUUCUGAAAGUCGUUGGGACUGGAUCUUUAGGUUUGGACCGGCUUUCUUGGCUGUAACAAUUCAAGAGGCCCUCUUGCGUAUUGUCACAGACCUGCAAUCGGUCCUGCCCUAUAUUGCUCUGUCGAGUAAUCCGUUUGAUGACCUUCGAUCGAGACACCUCGCUCGACUCACUGAACCACGAUGGUAUGAUGGCUUCCAUUUCGAUCACCUCUUCCAGGCUACAGUCUUCCUCGUUCGCUAUUGCACCUUUGUGUUCGUUCCUUUACAGUCGUCACUUCUUAGUUACGGCCGCAGGCAUUACAGCACAAGUUCUAGCCCGUUUCGGGUCGUGCUGCCAAACGACUUGAUAUCAUCAUUAAGUCAAAGCCGGGUGCCCGCCCUCGCACUGAACUCUGUUUGGCACGGGCAACCGGUCGCGGACAUCAAGUGGCUUACCAUUAUGCCACAAGAGAGUGUCGUCAAGAAUUACAUGGCCAUACAGCCAGAUUACGCAGGCGUGAUGCCGUUCAGGACUGAACACGAAAAGUCGUCAAGCAAUGCCUCCGAAAGCGAAACUUGGACGCUAACAACCUCAGCCAUCUAUGGGUACUUGAACUGCAGUCAAAUCGACAAUAUAACCUUGACUGUGAACAGCAUCUGGCUUGGUGCUUCUGGGCUGGAGAUCGAUAGACUUGCACUACGUCUUAUUGACAAAGAAGGCUGA
Messenger RNA from Ascochyta rabiei, 1188 nucleotides. RefSeq lists its product as uncharacterized. The coding region runs from base 1 to 1188 and encodes 395 amino acids. Lineage: Eukaryota; Fungi; Ascomycota; Dothideomycetes; Pleosporales; Didymellaceae. The transcript has a single exon. The record is from RefSeq and is a predicted model, not a curated record.